ACUGUCAUGUGACGUAAGGUGGGCAACGUGAUGUGUACAAAUUUUGUUCCACGUCGAAACCAACCGUGCUUGUAGAAAGUCAAGAAAGGUGGCCGGUCAUUUAGUUUAGAGACUUGUUAAAAUACAAGCAAGUUAAGUGAGGCUGUGAGAUCUUGUGGUUCAGUAAACAUGAACAAAUUAAUAUUUUUAGCUUUAUUAGUGUUCCCAGCAGUCAUUUUCAUUUUCGAAAAUGGCAAAAUGGUAUCGUAUGCUGAAGAGGACCCCAUUGAGGACGAAGUAGAAGUUGAAGGGGAAGUGGACUCUGAUGUUGAAGCGACGACUCCAGAUGAAGAAGUGGAUGAAGAUACAAAGUCACUUUCAUCACCAUAUGCUGAUACUACCCUGUUGUUUGUGAAGCCUGAAUCUACUGGAGCCUCUCAACUAGAAAUUCCGGCUGGCCUUCCUGUCGAAUUCCUUGUAGGAUUCCGCAACAAAGGUGAUCAAGAUUUUGUUGUAGACACCCUUGAAGCUUCCUUCCGCUAUCCAAUGGACUUCAACUUCUUCAUCCAAAACUUCUCAGCUGUUGGAUAUAGCAAAAUUGUUCAACCUGAAGAAGAAGCCACUUUCCUCUACAGUUUCCUACCAGCUGAAGCCUACGCAGGCCGACCAUUUGGAUUGAACAUCUUGUUGAACUAUCAUGAUGCUUCAGGAAACGCUUUCCAAGAAGCUGUCUUCAAUGAAACAGUCCAAAUUGUUGAAUUAGAAGAAGGACUUGAUGGAGAAACAUUCUUCCUCUAUGUCUUCCUCGCCGCUGGUGUAGUAUUGCUUCUGGUUAUUGGACAACAAACUCUGCUAUCAGUUGGUAAGAAGCGCAGUGGAGGAAGUGGAGGUAGCAGCAGGAAAUCGGCACCUGUUGAGACUGGAACUAACAAUCCAAACAAUGUUGACUACGAUUGGUUGCCAAAACAAACACUAGCUAGCUUAAACAAGGAAAAGCUGCAAAAAUCGCCCAAAGGCAAACCACAGAGCCCAAGGCAGAGGAAAGUCAAACGUACUACUGGAUCAGAGUAGUGUUAACUAGUGACUGAAUAAAAAAAUCAUCCAAUUCGUUUUCAUCUUGAUCAAAAGACUCGUCAUUGAAGUUACUAAAUUCUACUUCAUCAGAAAGACGGAAAAUUACUACUUUCUUUAGAUGUAUCUAAGAAAACGUUUUUUUGUGGAACAUGAAUGGCUUACAUAUGUAUUAAAAAUAUGUGUGGAAUAAUCUUGCACUUCAGAAUAAUCGAUUCUAACACCAAUAUAGAAACGUUUUCUUAGAGUUUUCAUAGACUGUCAUUACUGUACGUACUCAUUUUUUAAGUUUUUCCGGGAGGUAGUUGUUUUUUGUUCUUUCGAAAAACUAUUUAUAAUUUUGUAUAUUUCAGUGUGUUGUGAGUUUCCAGUUGUUAUAUUUGAAAUAGAUUAUUAUAUGAUUGAAUAUAUCCCGUGAAUAUUCAAAUUACACCAUAAUGGUGCUCAAAUGACCUAUUAAAGCGUAAUUUGAUUUGUAA
Molecule: messenger RNA, 1529 nt
Organism: Diabrotica virgifera virgifera (western corn rootworm)
Lineage: Eukaryota; Metazoa; Arthropoda; Insecta; Coleoptera; Chrysomelidae
Product: translocon-associated protein subunit alpha
Exons: 6
Coding region: 169-1050 (293 amino acids)
Cellular component (GO): endoplasmic reticulum; endoplasmic reticulum membrane
Source: RefSeq, a predicted model, not a curated record